Molecule: messenger RNA, 3425 nt
Organism: Salvelinus sp. IW2-2015
Lineage: Eukaryota; Metazoa; Chordata; Actinopteri; Salmoniformes; Salmonidae
Product: nuclear receptor-binding protein
Biological process (GO): intracellular signal transduction; protein phosphorylation
Cellular component (GO): endomembrane system; cytoplasm
Molecular function (GO): protein kinase activity; ATP binding
Source: RefSeq, a predicted model, not a curated record
UUACAUGCGCAUUGCGCACAAUGGUGGAAGUAGUUCUGAUAUUCUGCGAAUGGGUGUCCCUCCCCCUGGCCAUUUAUAGAUAGCUAGCUUCUAACGUUAUUAGUUAGAUAAAUUACGCACGGUGAGGGUUUUACAAUAAAUACAUGUCGUCGCUUUCUUCUAAUGCCUCAUAGCUCCCAGGGUGUGUGAGGGAGUGGAAGGGGGCGCGACUGCUACAGUUUGAGAAGAGCGAGAAAGGCGUUCUGCCUUCACACCCCCCAGAGGAGAAGAGUAGCAUAGUCCUUCUCAGAGAUCUGUAUUGCUGUGAUGUCAGAGGGAGACGGUAAACCCCUCCAGGUCCCGGAAGCCAAGGCAGAGACGGUGACCCCAAGUGGCCAGGGACCUGCGUCUGUGUGUCCCCCUGUAACGGGGCCUCCCGCCACCACCCCCACAGAGGAUGAGGAGGAGGAGAGCGAAGACGAGUCGGAGAUCCUGGAGGAGAGCCCCUGCGGCCGCUGGCAGAAACGCAGAGAGGAGGUGAACCAGCGGAAUGUCCCAGGGAUAGAUGCUGCCUACCUGGCCAUGGACACGGAGGAAGGGGUGGAGGUGGUCUGGAACGAGGUCAUGUUCUCAGAGAGGAAGAACUUCAAGCUGCAGGAGGAGAAGGUGAAGUCUGUGUUUGACAACCUGAUUCAGCUGGAACAUCUCAACAUCGUCAAGUUCCACAAGUACUGGGCUGACAUUAAUGACAUCAACCGCGCCAGGGUUAUUUUCAUCACUGAGUACAUGUCUUCGGGAAGUCUGAAGCAGUUUCUGAAGAAGACCAAGAAGAACCACAAGACUAUGAAUGAAAAGGCGUGGAAGAGAUGGUGCACCCAGAUCCUCUCAGCCCUCAGUUACCUCCACUCCUGUGAGCCACCCAUCAUCCACGGCAACCUGACCUGUGACACCAUCUUCAUCCAACACAACGGACUCAUCAAGAUAGGAUCAGUGGCUCCAGACACCAUCAACAACCAUGUAAAGACCUGCAGAGAGGAGCAGAAAAACCUGCAUUUCUUCGCCCCGGAAUAUGGCGCUGUUGCAGAUGUCACUACUGCAGUGGAUAUCUAUUCCUUUGGGAUGUGUGCCUUGGAGAUGGCAGUAUUGGAGAUCCAGGGGAAUGGAGAAUCUUCCUACGUCUCUCAGGAGGCCAUCAACAAUGCCAUACAGUCACUGGAAGACCUACUGCAGAGGGAGUUUAUCCAGACUUGUCUGGAGGCUGACCUGUUUAAGAGACCUACAGCCAGAGAGCUGCUGUUCCACCAGGCUCUGUUUGAGGUGCCCCUGUUGAAGCUGCUAGCUGCACACUGCAUAGUCAGCCACCAGCAUAUGAUCCCUGAGAAUGCCUUAGAGGAGAUCACUAAGAACAUGGACCCCAACCUCAUCAUUGCUGAGAUAAAAGAGGGUGUGCAGCUCAAGCUGUCUCAGUUUCCUGCCUUGGAGCUGGAUAAGUUCCUGGAGGAUGUCCGGAAUGGCAUCUACCCCCUGACAGCAUUUGGCCUGCCCUCUCACCAGCAGCCCCAGCAGUCCCCUGUUAAGUCCCCCAUUGUCACCCCUUCUGUCAAAUCCCCCACCCCAGAACCUGCUGAACUAGAGACACGCAAGGUUGUUCAGAUGCAGUGUAAUAUUGAGCCGGUGGAGGAGGGUGCAAAACAUCAUCUGACACUACUGUUGAAGCUGGAGGACAAACUCAACAGACACUUAAGCUGUGACUUGUUACCCAAUGAGAAUGUACAGGAACUGGCUGUUGAGCUGGUACAACUGGGCUUCAUCAGCGAGGUGGACCAAAGCAGGAUGGCCACUGUGCUAGAAGAGGCCUUCACCAAGUUCUUCAGCAGGAACGGUUCCCUCAAUCCCGUCACUGUGUCCUCAUAACAGGAUCAACAUGGACCCCCACUCCAUUACCUAUAAUACCCCCUACAUGCUUGUUACAACCCUCCCUUUCUUACCCCUAAGGAUCCAUGGAUCCCCACUUCAGUACCUAUAUACCUAUAGGCAGGCUCAGGCCUACACCUAUACCCCUGCUGGCCCCAACCACCACACAUACACACCCCCUGCCUCAGACUCUUUCACCCAAACCUUGUGUGGUGUCUUCUAUUUCUCUGGAGGACCAUAGAGCCUUAUUAUGGGGCUGUCUGAGUCAGUCCCUCUCUGUUUAGUUCUCUAUAUACACAGUAGCAACUUAUUUUGGAAAGGAAGCCAACACAGUUAUCAUAUGUCAGUGUUACUUGUUUGUGUUUUAUAUCUUUGCCAUUUGCCUUCUCGGUGGCUGUAUACAUGCACACGCUAUCCGCCUUAAAGUUCUCUGCUUCAGUGUGGUCACGCACAGCUGUGCAUGAAUGUCUGCAGUGAACUUACCUGUAGGUGACCAUUGUAGGCUGCGUCUAGACAGCAUGCCAAAUUCUGAUCUUUUUUUCCCACUAAUUGGUCUUUUAACCAAUGAAAAAGAUCUGAUCAAGAUCUGAAUUGGGCUGCCUAUCUAAAGGCAGCCAUAUAAAUAUAUAUGAGUGGGAUAGGGGAAGUCUAGGGGCUAUAUUUAUGUUAUAAAUGUGUCAUUGUAUCUUUCCUAUUUUUGUUUUUUACACUCUGAAAUAGUUUACUGUGGUCAACUGAUGGAGCCACACCCCCAUCGAGGCUGAGCCAAUAGUCUGGGAGGGGCUGUAUUUACAGUCAAAGCAGAGGAACAAGCUGAAGGAUUUACUGGAGAUGGCCAAUGGCUGGAGCUGUAGUUUAGAGGUGUUUGGGUGGUGAACAGUAUUCAUUCCUCUGAUUUGUUAUCACAACUUUAUCUGUUCUGUAAAAAAAUAUAUACUUUACAUUGUUUGGCAAACCUUAUUUCUUAUAGUGUACUUGGAUAAUGAAAUGGUUUCCUUUGGACGUUCCGUUGAAUAUUCUGGCUAUUAAGAAAGUGUUUUUGUUGUGAACAGCAGGUAAGGGUUUUACUUUACUGUACACAUCCAAAGAGGAGUUUGUAUGACGAGUAAAUAUAUAUAGAUAUGUGGACAAAUUGUUAAUGUAGUGGCCUGGCUGUGUGACUGGCUGUUGUCUUGCCAAAUGCAACAAUGAAAUGCUGUUGAACGCAGUUAGGUAACCUGGGUCACAUUCAGUAGGACACAAUGUUGUGGAAUUAAAAUCUGUUUUACGGUUACUGUAAUAUUCAAUGUGCUUUUUUUUUCUCUUUAUAGUCUAUGUUCUGAGGAGCACUUGGGCAGUGUAGUUAGUGGUUGAGAAAGAGGGUGUGUGUGCAUGAGAAGUAAGUUUGUGCUCGUGUGCCUUCUGACAAGUGUGUAUCCUAUGACAGCCUCUGCAAUGUAUGACUUUCUGUUUCCUCUUUAAAUGGUUUGUAUUUUGUUUCCUCUUUAAAUUGUUUGGUAUUUUCUAUUUGUAAAUAAAUAUGUAAUGCACCA